Messenger RNA from Oncorhynchus keta (chum salmon), 6091 nucleotides. Its product is annotated as disintegrin and metalloproteinase domain-containing protein 12-like. NCBI's taxonomy places the organism in Eukaryota, Metazoa, Chordata, Actinopteri, Salmoniformes, Salmonidae. The record is from RefSeq and is a predicted model, not a curated record. Gene Ontology annotation, molecular function: metalloendopeptidase activity. The transcript is spliced from 23 exons. The coding region runs from base 362 to 3289 and encodes 975 amino acids. Gene Ontology annotation, biological process: proteolysis.
GAACGCGUAGCCGCUCCGAUGUGAAAGGGUAUGCUGGUCUCGUGAAUCAGACUUCUUAUGUAGGCUCUCUCUUUUUUCUGUCGCUCCGGUCUACUUUUCCUUUGUCAAACUCACUUCUCAAUGUCUUGGAGACAUAAUUGCCAAGUUCUUGAGCGCAGCAUGCAGGGAUUUCAACAUGCUUGGAUAAAAAGUUUUUGACAGCUCCGAUUUCGUGAUCUAGUUCUGGGGAGUUUCGGACCUGAUCCGAUUCUAGGCUACUGCUUUGCAUCCCGCAUCCUGUCAAUCAAUCGUAGACAGCAUAGUUUGGUCGUGUCAUUUCCGUAAUACAAUCCGAACACAUUUUCCCCAAAAACGGGCAAACAUGACAAACUGGAGUUGGAAUAACUUUGCAUUUCUGAUUGCUUGUUAUGUCUUGUCCAUGUCCGUUGCAACGAGCAAUACAGACAACACACUCCUGAAUUUACAUGACGGCAACAGCUUGAACCAGAGUGUGCUGCACAGUGCCGUCCCUGAGCCCCAACGCUAUGACACCACGGUACCUUUCCUGCUGGAAGGGCCGGAGCGCAAACCACUCAGCCAGCUCACGUCCAGGAGUUAUCCUGCCUCACUGAGGCUGGUGGUGGAGGCGGAAGGUGAAAAACUGGUCCUGGCACUACAAAAAAACAAGGGCCUGUUUGCAAGUCAUUAUACUGAGACACAUUACCUGGAGGAUGGGAGUCCCGUCACUGGUGCUCACAACUCUACGAAGAACUGUUACUACCAUGGAGAAGUGGAAGGCCACGCUAACUCUGACGUCACUCUCAGCACCUGCUCUGGCCUCCGGGGUCUCAUCUCACUUGAAAAUAAGACCUUCAUCCUUGAACCAUCGUUGGACCAGGACAAUUAUACACACAUCAUUUACCGAGGGGAAAACCUCAACCUGUCCUCUGGAACCUGUGGUCAUGGCUUCAACAUGUCCUCUCUUACACCUGACAACCAUCUAAGAAGCCCUUUCAGAACAUUCAGUACCAGGCACAAGAGGCACGCUCAGAAGACUACCAAAUACGUAGAGCUGAUCAUCGUUGCAGACAACAGAGAGUUUCAGAAACAGGGGAAGGAUGUUGAGAGGGUGAAGCAGAGACUGGCAGAGAUAGCCAAUUACGUGGACAAGUUCUACAGGGUCCUGAACAUCCGCGUGGCCCUGGUGGGCCUGGAGGUAUGGAGCGACUCUGAUAAGUGUCCUGUCACUCAGGACCCCUUCAACACCCUGCAUGAGUUCCUAGACUGGAGGAAAGUCAAACUGCUGCCUACAAAAUCGCACGACAACGCUCAGCUCAUCAGUGGGGUGUACUUCCAGGGUACCACCAUUGGCAUGGCUCCCAUCAUGAGCAUGUGCACAGUGGAGCAGUCUGGAGGCAUCGUCAUGGACCAUUCGGAAAAUCCCCUGGGUGCAGCUGUGACUUUAGCACACGAGCUGGGGCAUAACUUUGGCAUGAACCACGACACCCCGGAGCGGGGGUGUGGCUGCAGGAUGACAGUGGACCGUGGGGGCUGCAUCAUGACCCCCUCCACUGGGUAUCCAUUUCCUACUGUGUUCAGCACCUGCAGUAAGAAGGACCUGGCAGCCAGUCUGGAGAAGGGAGUGGGGAUGUGUCUGUACAACAUGCCUGAGGUCAAGGUGCUCUACGGGGGACAGAAGUGUGGCAACGGAUAUGUGGAGGAGGGAGAGGAGUGUGACUGUGGAGAGCUGGAGGAAUGCAUGAACCCCUGCUGCAAUGCCACCACCUGCACCCUGAAGGGAGAUGCCGUGUGUGCACACGGACAGUGCUGCGAGGACUGCAGGCUGAAGCCUGCUGGCACACCGUGUAGAGAAUCCAGUAACUCCUGUGAUCUGCCAGAGUUCUGUACUGGUGCCAACCCCCACUGCCCUGCCAACGUGUACCUGCAUGACGGGCACUCUUGCCACAAAGUGGACGGAUACUGCUACAACGGCAUCUGCCAGACCCACGAGCAGCAGUGCAUCACACUAUGGGGACCAGGAGCCAAACCUGCCCCGGGGAUCUGCUUUGAGAGGGUCAACUCGGCAGGAGAUCCUUACGGGAACUGUGGCAAGGACUCCAAAGGAUUGUUUGCCAAAUGUGAAGCCCGAGACGCAAAGUGUGGUAAAAUUCAGUGUCAAGGAGGGGCCAACCGGCCUGUGAUUGGCACCAAUGCCGUCUCCAUAGAAACCAACAUCCCUCUUCAGGAAGGAGGGAGAAUCCUGUGUCGGGGGACGCACGUUUACCUGGGUGAUGACAUGCCUGACCCUGGACUGGUUCUGGCUGGCACCACGUGUGGAGAGGGCAUGAUGUGUCUAAAUCGUCAGUGCCAGAAUGUCAGUGUGUUUGGUGUGCACCAAUGUUCAGGGAAGUGCAGCGAACGAGGGGUGUGCAACAACAAGAAGAACUGCCAUUGUGAGGAGCACUGGGCCCCUCCCUUCUGUGAGAGGGCGGGGUUUGGAGGCAGCCUCGACAGCGGACCAAUGAGACUGUCAGAUGUGCGUGUGUGUGUAUUAAUGUGCGUGUUGUCGUAUGUGACGUCAGCCGACAGCAGGGGGGUUGCCGUGGCGAUCCUGGCCACCCUCCUCAGCCUGAUGGGUGCUGGGUUCCUGGUAUUUCUCAAGAGGAAGACUCUGGUCCGUCUGCUCUUCACCAACAAGAAGACCACCAUGGAUAAACUGAGGUCUGUUGGAUCCACCAGAGCAACCAGUCCCAGCCAGACUCAGUCCAUGUACAGUUCACGACGCAAGCCCCCAGCCAAGCCCCCAGCCAAGCCUCCAGGUGCCAGCGUAUACAAGCCAUCCCACCAGAGUUUGGAGCCUCUCCUCCCUUCACACAGUUUACAUUCCCACAGCUUACGGCGGUUGCCCAACUACCAGCCCAUCCACAUCAGCCACCCCAUGCCUGUCUCCCUGAGUGUGGGACAGCAACCUCUGCCCCCAGUCCCACCCCACCACAGGGCCCUGCCGGCCCACACUGCCCUCUCCCCACCGCGGGCACCACCCUGCCACAGCCUGCCCAGACAGCAGCCCUACAGGAUAGACCAGGACCGUGAGAAGCCCAGUCCGCCCCAGAAGCCCCUGCCUGCAGACCCUCUGGACAGGCGUGUUUGGGUAGAAAGCAGCACCUCGGUGGUGGGGGUCCGCCUCCCUGGACCCAUCCCUAUCCCCAUCCCCACCGUGCCCAGGACCCUGCUCACCAUUCCAAAACCAAACAGACCUGCACCCAUACAAUCCCAGAGACUGCCUAAGACUCAUCAUUUCGACCGCUGAUCACAAAGAAAUGGAGAUGGAAUAGUGGGGUGCUCUAUGGAUGGAGACCCAUAUUUGCACUACAGGACUCUACCAGACCUUUGCAACUUUGAAAGGGUCUCAGAGUUUUGGGAAAAGGGGACUGACUUCAAACAUUGGUGCUAUGCCUCUGAAAGGUGCUUUUGUUGUUCUCGCUCAGGUACAAAUGAACUAUUUAAUGUCUAUACCUUGUAAAUCACUAAGCAGCAGUGUUAGGGACUGGGAAUUUAUGUUCAGUUUGUCGAUAAUAAGAACUGCUUUCGCACUCCAAGGCAUCCACUCACUUCAUAAUCUGCAACAGUGUCGGACUGACAUGUUGGAGAUGUCAAUUGCGGUGUGUUUCGACCACAGGUGGUUGGUUGGUGGCACCUUAAUUGAGCAGGACGGGCUUGUGGUAAUGGCUGGAGCAGAUUAAGUUGAAUGGUAUCAAAUACAUCAAACACAUGGUUUCCUUGUGUUUAAUGCCAUUCCAUUUGUUCUGUUCCAGACAUUAUUAUGAGCCUUCCUAGGCCAAAACCUAGGAAGAAACCUAGAGAGGAACCAGGCUAUGAGGGGUGGCCAGUCCUGGCUGUGCCGGGUGGGGAUUAUAACAGAACAUGGCCAAGAUUUUCAAAUGUUCAUAAAUGACCAGCAUGGUUAAAUAAUAAUAAUCACAGGAGUUGUCGGAGGUGCAGCAAGUCAGCACCUCAGGAGUAAAUGUCAGUUGGCUUUUCAUAACCGAUCAUUCAGAGCAUCUCUACCGCUCCUGCUGUCUCUAGAGAGUUGAAAACAGCAGGUCUGGGACAGGUAGCACGUCCGGUGAACAGGUCAGGAUUCCAUAGCCACAGGCAGAACAGUUGAAACUGGAGGAGCAGCACGGCCAGGUGUACUGGGGACAGCAUGGAGUCAUCAUGCCAGGUAGUCCUGAGGCAUGGUCAUAGGGCUCAGGUCCUCUGAGAGAGAGAAAGAGAGAGAGAGAAAGAGAGAAUUAGAGAGGGCAUAUUAAUAUUCACACAGGACACCGGAUAAGACAGGAGAAGUACUCCAGAUAUAUCAAACUGACCCUAGCCCCCUGACACAAACGACUGCAGCAUAAAUACUGGAGGCUGAGACAGGAGGUGUCAGGAGACACAUACAUGAUCUUUAUUCAUAUGUACCCUAAUAUGAGUUAAUUGACAGGGUAUUGGACCCAAGUAUAUAACUACAGUACCACAGAUAAAAGUAUCUCUGACCUUGAAGUUUUUCUCCGCUGGCGAACUUCAACACGUUUACAAACUUACAAAUGAUUUUGGGCUCUUACAUGCCCUUAAUAGUUCAUGUUGUGACCACAGGCUUGAAGGAUAUGCUGUAGUCACCGCUUUCAUAAAUACUCAACUCUCUUACACACAGUUUGGAGUAUUUGCUGGCAGUUGUGCAAUACGCAAUGCUCCCAGCGGGGCCAGGAGAGUCUAAAAUGAGCUGACACUGCUGGGUUCCAGAGAAUCACAGCAACACCAAAUAAUGCAAUAUAACGGCUGGUGGAGGAGCGUGCUACACUUCAACUCACUUGAUGCUGUGGUGUCAAGAUGACUUCAGUGUUGUGAAGAGUCCAAACCCCACUUAGAUGGUGUCCAAUGUUUUAUUCAUUUUUAUCUUUUCAAAGUUUACUCAGACAAAAGUAUGCCAAAGUGGUUUACUUUACGAGGUAAUUGCCGGUACUUGACUUCAUGGUUAUCAUUAUUCAUUUACUAUUGGAGCUCGGUCUCACACAUUGGCACAUAACUCUCCUUGAGGUUUUCAAGACAAUUCCAAUUAAGUUGAAUUUGUCCUUUGAAACAUUACAGUCUUACAGCAAAUACAUCCAAUAGCUGUACUUAAUGUCCUGUUCUUUUCCCUUUAAACUUUACUUUACUUUAAUUUGCGGACUAAGUGACACAAUUGAUUUUCAAUACAUUAAAAUGUUGUCCAAAUUAAAGUAGAGACUGUGGGUACAUAAUGUCUUGGCCACAAUAUGGUUCAUUAAAUAUAGCUCUGAUGGGUGCUGAGUAAGAGUGUUCAUCAUACUGCUCAGUCCUCUGGCAUGGCACAGGGUGUGUGUGUGUGUGCGUGAAUGCCUGCGUGUGUGUAUGUUAGCAAGCUUACUAUAUGAAGUUAUGACCUCACUCUCAUAACUACUUUGUAAGGUUGUUUCAACAGGGGGGGGGGGGAACUUUUACAUUAAAAAGUAUUAAGUACAGCACCAAACAGGGGCACAUGUUGCAUUAUUGUAGGUUGUAAAACAACAUAUCAAACCUGGUCUGCAAUGUAUUGUGAUCACCAAUAUACUGUUGUGCUUUAAUUAAAUGGAUGCAUGUGUGUGUACUCAUAAUGCAGUGUAUGUCUUGUCGCUCAAUAGUGUGGAAUGCACUACUCGCUACUCAUCAGACUUGCAUUGUGUUGUUGCAUUUACACUGUCUAUGUUCCUUUUUUUUACAGAUUUAGAUCAACUGCUAUCAGCAUUAGUCAGAUCUUCAGGUCUAUUCACUUGUAAAAGUUGCUUUCUACAAAUGUAGUGUAUUUUUUGUUUCACUCUUACAUUUUCAAGUUAAAAGCCAUCGUACAGUUAGUGUAAAUAUAGUAUCUGUCAGCAAUCAGUAUUUUAUUUUACAAGAGCAGUGAGAACCACAAAGUGAUGGCUUCUCCUGUUCAAUAAAACAUGUUUUUUUAUUAUUAUUAUUGAACUCCAUUUGGAAUGAGGAUUAUGGUAAAAGAUUGGAUUCUGGAGCAGUUGGAGUACUUGAACAUUAUUGCAGAGCCAAAUAAAUGAGAUUUCUCUUAUGCUGUUCA